Molecule: messenger RNA, 2145 nt
Organism: Cyprinus carpio (common carp)
Lineage: Eukaryota; Metazoa; Chordata; Actinopteri; Cypriniformes; Cyprinidae
Product: homeobox protein Hox-A13b
Biological process (GO): regulation of transcription by RNA polymerase II
Molecular function (GO): DNA-binding transcription factor activity, RNA polymerase II-specific; RNA polymerase II cis-regulatory region sequence-specific DNA binding
Source: RefSeq, a predicted model, not a curated record
ACACAUCAAGGAAAUUGUUCUAUUUUAGUUUCACGUUCUCAUUGUUGGACGGGAGGGGAUAAUUCACCCACAAAUAAUAAUUCUGUCAUUAUUUACUCACUCUUAUGUUGUCCAAACCUGUUUUUUUUCUUGUAGAACACAAAAGAAGAUCAUCUUUUGUAUUCUGAAGAAAAAAUGCAUAGACAUUUGGAAUGACAUGAGGGUGAGAGAAUGCUAACAGAGAUUUCAAGAUCAGGAACCCUUUAAAAAUAAUGUUCAGGCAAUCAUAAAUAUGUAAUUGCAUCUGUUUGUGUGCCUUGGCUGGCUUCGGUCACAGUUCCAUGAAGCUAAGAUACAUGUUGUGAGGAACGUGAUCAGGUUUGUCUUCAUGACCUUCAUUUCUCACUAUUUUCUUUCCCCCAGUUUCUCCCCUCAGAACUUUGCUUUGCUUCAUCUUCUCUCAUUGUCUUUCGCCUCUUCUUGCCACAAUCCCUUUUGCUCUCCUGGUUUCCAAAACGAGGGAAAAGGCAGACAGUGGUAUGUUUCUGAUCUUCCAAAGAGCCACAGAGAGGCCAUAAUGCUAGAGGUCACAUGAUCACAGGACAAACCCAUAAAAAGUCCAUUAAGCAUGGAGGCCUAAGUGCUGUGUUGUUAUCUAGUUGGCAGGUCUUACAAACAGAGGACCAUGGGGUAGUUAGACUUCAGACAGACCAAAACCCGGAAUCCCAUUCAGGUCCCACACAUUUAAAGCAUCACAUUCUCUGGUCCUUGAAAAAAAUCUUUUCUCAGAGAUCGGCGUUAUCUCCAGUUUGGACGUUUAUCAGCUCCUUUGCAUAUCACGUGCCUCCGCUCGUCCAAUAAUAGUUGGAUCUUGACGCACACGGGACGCUUGGGUAUCUGUUACUCCACUGCUUCUCUUUCAGUCUUGGGGAAUUCUAAAAGAGCUGGUAAGGCUCCAUGUAGGGCGUGCUAUGACAGGGUCUUUACUCCUCCAUUCCCGCUGGAUUGACCCGGUGCUGUUUCUCUAUGACAACGGCUUGGAUGAUAUGAGCAAAAACAUGGAAGGGUUUGUGGGAGGCAAUUUCGCUGCUAACCAGUGCAGGAACCUUAUUGCUCACCCGUCUUCUUUGGCCCCGAGCACAACCUACACGUCGAGUGAGGUGCCAGGACCGGGCAUGGGGGAACCUGUCAAACAAUGCAGUCCGUGUUCAGCCGUACAUAAUUCUCCCAGUGCUUCUUUACCCUAUGGAUAUUUUGGCGGAAGUUACUACCAGUGCAGGAUGCCAAAGACCUGCACGCAGCCCACCUCCUAUGGGGAAAAAUACAUGGACACGUCUGUUUCUGGAGAGGAGUUCCCUUCUCGUGCUAAGGAAUUUGCCUUCUACCAGGGUUACUCGUCUGGCCAUUACCAGCCUGUACCGAGUUAUCUCGAUGUGCCAGUAGUACCUGCGCUAAGCACCUCUGCGGAACCCAGACACGAGUCUCUUCUGCCCGUUGAACCGUACCAGCCCUGGGCGAUCACGAACGGAUGGAGCAGUCCGGUGUACUGCCCUAAAGACCAAACGCAGUCAAACACCUUAUGGAAGUCGUCUAUUCAAGAUACUGUGUCGGGUACCGAUGGAGCCUUAGUGCGUCGAGGGAGAAAGAAGCGGGUUCCCUACACCAAGGUUCAAUUGAAGGAUUUAGAACGAGAAUACGCCACAAAUAAAUUCAUUACUAAGGACAAACGAAGAAGGAUAUCUGCUCACACAAACCUGACCGAGCGACAAGUGACCAUCUGGUUUCAAAACAGGCGGGUGAAAGAGAAGAAAGUGGUCAACAAGUACAAGGGCAUCAGUUAAGGUCUGAAAGAAUGAAAAACUGAAAUACCAAAGGGGUGUAAAUGGAAGGACGUUCAACAUUAUUUAUUCUGAAAUCCAUUCCAUCAUCUUCUGUUCCACGUCAAGAAACUAUGCGGAGAUGCGCAGGAGGGAAAUUUUACUUCCCUGUGUCUAUUACCAAGAUACUGACACUGAAGAUACUGCUCAAGAACAAUGUACCCAUAUUCACCACUUCAUUUUUUAUUCUUUUUAAUCUAUAACGUAUUUGACAAAGGCGUGGGAGGAAUGUAAAUUGUUUUUUUAUUCAACAAAGAAAAUCAGUGAAGUAAACAGACAAAACCUUGGC